CUGCGUCGAUUUGUGUGUUUUUUCGAAAAUCCACUACAGCAGCAGCAGCAACGUGGUUUAACAGCACUGGAGGUUCGCACCUCAUUCCUGGACUUCUUCACGGAACGUGGCCAUACCUAUGUACCCUCAUCAUCGGUUAUACCGGAGCAUGACCGAUCGGUGGCAUUUGGCAAAUUGGCCGAUUUGCGAAAUGUUGUGAAUUGGCAAAAAUGCAUACGUGUUGGUGGCAAGCACAAUGAUUACGAUGAUGUUGGCCGUGAUUUGUCGCAUCAUACUUUUUUCGAAAUGCUCGGAAACUACUCGUUUGGUGGUUAUUCGAAGAUGCAGGCAUGCCAGUUUGCCUGGGAAUUUCUUACAAAUGUUCUGAGGAUCAGUGAAGAUCGAUUGUAUGUCUCAUAUUUUGGCGGCGAUGAAAAACUGAAGAUGGACGAGGAUCGUGAAUGUCGGGAUAUAUGGAUUAAAAUUGGCGUACCACAGGAUCGUAUUCUUCCAUUCGGAUCUGCGCAUAAUUUCUGGGAAAUGGCUGAAACCGGUCCGUGUGGUCCGUGUACUGAAAUACACUACGAUCUUAUUGGUAAUCGAAAUGCUCGAAUGCUUGUGAAUUCCAGCGAUCGAACGGUUGUAGAAUUGUCGACUAUUGAUUUUAGGGAUUUAUCAACGAAAAUAACUAAUUUGCCAUCAUUGUACGUAGAUUGUGGAAUGGGCUUUGAGCGACUGCUAAGCAUAAUUCAAGGACUGCGCUCCACAUACGAUACGGAUCUGUUUGCUCCGCUUAUUGAAAUUAUCCACAAGGUAAUACAUAUAUUUCGUUCACAAUACAUAUUUCUCUGUUCAAAAGCGCAACGAUACAGUGGGCAAGUGGAAGAAACGAGUGAAUCGGGCAGAAGAGAUCGAGCAUAUCGUAUCAUUGCGGACCAUCUUCGUGCUGCCUGUAUUAUGAUUGCUGAUGGUGUAAAGCCCGGUUCACGAAAUCGAGGAUAUCAUCUCCGGAAGGUUAUACGGCGCGCAGUACUGAAUUUAACUCUAACAUUGGGUACUGAACGUGAAGCACUGGCCACUUUGGUUCCUGGUUUCGUCAAACACAUGGCUCCACUGUACAACAAUGUUUUGGCAUCCGAGAACGAAAUAUUGGAUACGGUGGCAUCCGAAGAGCGAUUGUUUUGGAAAAGUUAUGAUAAAGGGUGCAAGUUUUUGCAAAGGAAUAUUGCUUUGCAUUCGAAAAUAUUGCCAGGUGAAUUUUUUUCGCUUUUCAGAUAGGU
Molecule: messenger RNA, 1259 nt
Organism: Gongylonema pulchrum
Lineage: Eukaryota; Metazoa; Nematoda; Chromadorea; Rhabditida; Gongylonematidae
Source: the annotation of a GenBank genome assembly